Miniopterus natalensis is the source of this 1563-nucleotide messenger RNA. NCBI's taxonomy places the organism in Eukaryota, Metazoa, Chordata, Mammalia, Chiroptera, Miniopteridae. The record is from RefSeq and is a predicted model, not a curated record.
AUGAAGGCCUGUGCCCAUCGCUGGAAGAACAUCUACUACGAAACAGACCACAUCCUGCCCCACGGCUUCUGUUACGUGAUCCCGUCCAACCUCCAGGCCAAAGGCAGGACGCUGAUCCCUUGCUAUGAAGAGUACAAGAAGAAGUAUGGAGAGGAACACGGCUCCUGCCAGGCCGGGAUCGCAGGCUGCUUCACCGAGGAGCUGGUGGUGAUGGGUGCCCCAGGGUCAUUUUAUUGGGCUGGGACGGUCAAAGUGCUGAACCUUACAGACAACACCUACUUCAAGCUGAACGACGAAGUAAUCAUGAACAGGCGGUACACUUACCUGGGCUAUGCAGUUACCGCUGGCCACUUCUCUCAUCCGUCCACCACUGACGUGGUAGGAGGCGCCCCCCAGGAUGAAGGCAUUGGAAAGGUUUAUAUUUUUAGAGCUGACCGAAGAUCAGGCACCUUAAUUAAGAUUUUUCAGGCAUCAGGUAAAAAGAUGGGCUCUUACUUCGGCUCCUCCUUAUGCGCAGUUGACCUGAACGCAGACGGCCUCUCCGACCUGCUGGUGGGGGCCCCCAUGUUUUCUGAGAUCAGGGACGAGGGGCAGGUCACCGUCUACAUCAACAGAGGAAAUGGAGCCCUGGAAGAGCAGGUGGCCCUGACUGGGGAUGGUGCCUACAACGCACACUUUGGAGAGAGCAUUGCCAGCCUGGGCGAUCUUGACGACGACGGGUUCCCAGAUGUGGCCAUCGGCGCACCCAAGGAGGAUGACUUCUCGGGGGCGGUCUAUAUCUACCACGGUGACGCCGGUGGGAUAGUCCCUCAGUACUCAAUGAAACUGCUGGGGCGGAAGAUAAGCCCGGUUCUGCGGAUGUUUGGACAGUCCAUAUCAGGAGGCGUUGAUAUGGAUGGAAAUGGCUAUCCUGAUGUAACUAUUGGAGCCUUCAUGUCCGACAGUGUGGUUCUUCUGAGGGCAAGACCGGUCAUCACAGUGGACGUCUCCAUCUUCCUCCCAGUCUCCAUCAACAUCACGGCACCUCAGUGUCGCGACGGACAGCAGCCUGUGAACUGCCUGAACGUCACCGCCUGCUUUCGCUUCCACGGCAGGCACGUCCCCGGAGAAAUCGGCCUGAAUUAUAUUCUGACGGCUGAUGUGGCCAAAAAGGAAAAGAGCCAGUUGCCCAGGGUCUACUUUGUGUUGCUGGGAGAGUCCGUGGGUCAGGUCUCAGAGAAGCUGCAGCUGGUCCACAUGGAGGAGACAUGUCAUCACUACGUGGCCCACGUGAAGGUCAGUCCUUUUUAUCCUCAAACUUUGAUGUCUGCAGAUGUUCAUUUGGAACUGUGGAAACUACUUUUAUUGUGCAUUACGUAUGCCCUGACUUCCAAAAUGUAAUUUCACAAGCAGGAGAACAUUCCUUUCUUCUUCUUACUUUAAAGUUCAUGUCUGACAGCUCUGUAUUUAUGUUACUGUGCUGAUCUCAGCCCGAGGCGGGUUAUGGUGGGCCAGGAGACGAGUGACCCUCUCUGUCUUUGACUUGGUCUUUUGGGGGGCUUCUCUGCCUCUCCCCUCCAUGAG